Molecule: messenger RNA, 1093 nt
Organism: Prunus dulcis (almond)
Lineage: Eukaryota; Viridiplantae; Streptophyta; Magnoliopsida; Rosales; Rosaceae
Product: photosynthetic NDH subunit of lumenal location 4, chloroplastic-like
Exons: 5
Coding region: 75-776 (233 amino acids)
Cellular component (GO): chloroplast
Molecular function (GO): peptidyl-prolyl cis-trans isomerase activity
Source: RefSeq, a predicted model, not a curated record
AUCAUUUUGCUAAGCCAUACACACAACUCAAAGCUCCAGAUAGCCAAAACUAAAAAAAUAAGCCAAAAAGAAGAAUGAAGGUCUCUGCUCUAAUCCUUACAACUCCAAAGCCCCUCCCCCAUAUUCAAAGCCUUCAUCCUACAAUCUCCUUCUCCUCCUGCAAUUCCAAACCCACUUGUUCUUGUUCAUCUUCUUCACCGUCCACAGCUGAAAACAAUGCAAAGGUGUCUUGGGCUUCAAAAUUUGUGACCAAGAAGAGUGUUUUGGAUGUGGGUUUUGGGCUUUUAGCAGCUUCACUUGUGGCAUUGUCACCUCUGGAAGCUAAUGCCACAAGAAUUGAAUACUACGCCACUGUGGGGGAGCCUUUGUGUGAAUUGAACUUUGUUCGUUCUGGGCUUGGCUUCUGUGAUGUUUCAGUGGGUUCUGGUGUGGACGCUCCUCGUGGUGAGCUCAUCAACGUUCACUACACCGCAAGAUUUGCUGAUGGGACAGUCUUUGACAGCAGCUACAAACGUGGCAGACCUCUGACUAUGCGUAUUGGUGUUGGCAAGGUCAUUAGAGGAUUGGAUCAAGGAAUUUAUGGGGGUGAUGGUGUGCCUCCAAUGCAAGUAGGGGGAAAACGUAAGCUCCACAUUCCUUCACAUUUAGCAUAUGGACCAGAACCUGCAGGAUGCUUCUCAGGUGACUGCAAUAUACCCGGCAAUGCUACUCUUGUCUACGAUAUUAAUUUUGUCGGUAUCUACUCGGGAAAUAGGCCAUUGCCAGCAAAUAGAUAGGAAACUCAGAUCAAGUGCAUCUCCUGACUUUCCUGAAACUCAAAGCUUCCACUGUUAAAUACAAGUUGAGACAGGACUCCUCAAGCAUGCAUAUAUGAGAGCACCUUCUUUUUGUACGCUUGGCUUGCUAACCGGAGAUCUCUCCCUGAAUAAAGUCGGUAUAGCUCCCGCCUAUUUCAUUCUACAUUCUACCUUACAUUUUUUAUGUAUAUAGCAUUACCUCUAUGGACCACAUGAAGAUUACUAUUAAUGAACAUACUUAUCUUCUGUAAUUUAAACACUUUCAAAAAAAACUACUUGUCCCUGAUUUGAAUGCU